AUGAGGGGUGCUGUAGCUCUGCUGGUGUUGCUGUUCUGUCUGUCUGGGUCAUGGACUCAGGAGGAGAGUGGAGGGGUCAGAGAGAGUGAUGUCACUCAACAGGGUCACAGUGCAGGGAGAGAGAGCAGGGUGAGUGAGGUUCAGAUAGAGAGACGAGGGACCGAAGCUACAGAGACGACCAACGAACAGACCACCACCCCUGACAUCGGGACUGAGAUGAAGGAGCUGAGAGACAUGGUGCACAACCUGGGAACCAUCGUGGUGGAGCAGAGAGAGAAGCUGAGGAACAUGGAGGCCAGAGUGACAGCCAGUGAGGCUGAGGCGAAGGAGCAGAGAAACACAGUAGUGGACCUUAGAAGCCACCAUGGGGACGCUGAAGAUAAAGAACCCAGGUGAUUUAACACGUAUGGUUGUAAAGGUGUAAAUUGAAGGAAAUAAGUCAGUCACAGUGUCCCACUGUUUAUAAUGACUUGAGGAAGGGUUAACAUUGUUUCAUGUUGGAUGUAAAGUUACUGGUGACUCUUGGUGUGAAUAUGUCUGUUGUUUUCAGGCCUGGAGGCCAGACGGUUCCAAUGAGAGCCAGGUGGAGGAGCUAA
Messenger RNA from Coregonus sp. 'balchen', 596 nucleotides. NCBI's taxonomy places the organism in Eukaryota, Metazoa, Chordata, Actinopteri, Salmoniformes, Salmonidae. The record is from the annotation of a GenBank genome assembly.